Molecule: messenger RNA, 1644 nt
Organism: Nipponia nippon (crested ibis)
Lineage: Eukaryota; Metazoa; Chordata; Aves; Pelecaniformes; Threskiornithidae
Source: RefSeq, a predicted model, not a curated record
AUGGUAAUAAAAAGUAACAUAAGGCUCGCGAGCGGUAAACCCUUUCGGACUUGCUCUCAGGGGUGCCAAGGGCGGCUUUUUAGCACUCUGCCCGAGGCGGGCACGGCCGACGCCUCCGCAGGGCCGGCUUUGCUCCCCGGCUCCACAGCACCGACACGGGUCCGGGCGCCCCAACCCCAGCGGUGCGGCGGGAGCCCGGCGCCGGCCUUGGCCCAGGCGGCAGCGAGACGCGGCCCUGAAGCGCCCCGCGUCACCGAGGCGGCGAGGGACGGCGGCCCUCCCCGGGGCUCUCUCCCCGCGGGGAAAAAGAGAAAAGAAGGUCAUGAGGAACCUGUACAGAAAAAGAAAAAGGUGAAAAGUAGUAGCAGCCAGACUAUCAUUAAAGUUGAGAAAGAUGUUCAAAGUGUCAUUAAAACUGAGGAUGACGACCAGCUCGAGACAAAAACAAAGGUAAGGAAAAAGGAAAACUUAGAAGACGAUGAAUGUUUAGACCAAUUAGAACUGAAGAAGAAGAAGAAGAAAAACAAGAAAAAGAAAGUUGGCUCUGAAUUACUGGAAGAAGCACAUUCAGAAAGCUUUGUGAAUGUAGAAGGCCAUCUGGAUUCAGAACCUCAAGAAGAAUCGGAGAAACAAAUUAAAAUUCUCAGAAAGAAGAAAAAAAAAGACCAAUGUCAUUCCUCCUUGUCACUGGAGAAUAAUCAGAGUAGUGAUACGGAGUUUUCAAGUCAUCAUACAGAUGAAGAAAAAACUGUUGCCGGCAAAAACCAUGGAACAGAUAUUAUCCAGAGUGAUGAGGAGAGUUAUGUGAGAAGAAAGAAGAGGAAGAAAAAGAAAGAUAAGUCUGAUUCCUUUUUACCACUAGCAGAUAAUGAGGACAACGUCUAUGGAGUUCCUGAUAGCCCCACUGCAUUAAGUGACUUCAGAAAAAGGCAAAGAAAAAAUUUCCAGGAAAUUACAUUGACAGAUAGAAAGGAAGAGGACAUUAAUGAGAACUCUGGAAGUAUCAGAGAGACCAAGAGGAAGAAGAAGAGAAGCAAAGAUGUUUCCUCCUUAAUAUGUGAAGAUGAUCAAGACUACAGUCACAGAGUUCCUGAUAAGCAUCUCCCUGCACAGCAAGGAGUUGAGUCUGAGGAUGAAGAGCUUUCUGGAAAAAAAUGCAGAAAGAAUAUCAAGGAUAAUAAUGAAGAACAUGUGGAUGAUGUAACUGUUGUGCAGGAAAAAAAAGGAAACUGUGAUGAAGUUAACAUAGACAAGGUGAGGCGACAGGCUCUGCAAGAAGAAAUCGAUAGAGAAUCUGGCAAAACCAAGGUUUUCAGUCCCAAAGUGGAACGGGAUACAAAGUUUGGCCAGUGGAGCACAGCUGCUUUUCAAAGUUCUGAGGAAGAAAUGAAGUUUUUUAGACUGAUGGGUGGCUUUAAAAAGGGCUCUGUGCCUAUCCAAAAUCUCUCAGCAACUACAAACAAACCGAACAUGGCUCUGAACAGGGAAGGGGAGAAGAAGUUACAGCAGGCUCUGAAGAUGGAAUUCGAUAAAGCAAUGGACUUGAAACAACAUAGAGGAAUUGGUCUUGGAUUUCAACCUGCUGCCAACAAAAAAGUAUACAUAGACAAAUAUGCAUCUAGAUCUAUAAAAUUUGAAGAUUAA